Ailuropoda melanoleuca (giant panda) is the source of this 8455-nucleotide messenger RNA. It is a transcript of the gene FYCO1, whose product is annotated as FYVE and coiled-coil domain autophagy adaptor 1. Gene Ontology annotation, biological process: positive regulation of autophagosome maturation; plus-end-directed vesicle transport along microtubule. The transcript has 19 exons. The record is from RefSeq and is a predicted model, not a curated record. Gene Ontology annotation, molecular function: metal ion binding. The coding region runs from base 199 to 4692 and encodes 1497 amino acids. Gene Ontology annotation, cellular component: late endosome; autophagosome; lysosome. Lineage: Eukaryota; Metazoa; Chordata; Mammalia; Carnivora; Ursidae.
GUCCGCGCCCGCCUGCGGCGGCUCUGCGUAUCAUGGCGGGCCACGCCGCGCUACCGCAUUCUUCCGCUGGGCCCCAGAAAGUUUCGCUUCUGCCCAGCGGUGGACGCACGAGCGCGUGCCACCAUGGGGUCUGACCUUUGCUGACUGGACCCGGGCAGGAGGCGCACAGCCGAGAGAGGAGGCCUGCAGCCAGCUGAGAUGGCUUCUCCCAUGGCAGAGAGCCAGCUCCAGAGAAUCAUCCGCGAUUUGCAAGAUGCUGUGACCGAGCUAAGCAAAGAAUUUAAGGACGCAGGGGAGCCCAUUACAGACGACAGCACCAGCCUGCAUAAGUUUUCUUACAAACUUGAGUAUCUCCUCCAAUUUGAUCAGAAGGAGAAGGCUACCCUGCUGGGCAGCAGGAAGGACUACUGGGAUUACUUCUGCGCCUGCCUGGCCAAGGUGAAAGGAGCCAAUGACGGGAUCCGAUUUGUCAAGUCGAUUCCGGAGCUCCGAACAUCUCUGGGAAAAGGAAGGGCGUUUAUUCGCUACUCCUUGGUGCAUCAGAGGCUGGCAGACACGUUACAGCAGUGCUUCAUGAACGCCAAGGUGACCAGUGACUGGUACUACGCAAGGAGCCCCUUUCUGAAACCGAAGCUGAGCUCCGACAUCGUGGGCCAGCUGUACGAGCUGACCGAGGUUCAGUUUGACCUGGCGUCGAGGGGCUAUGACUUGGACGCUGCCUGGCCGACAUUUGCCAGGAGGACGCUGGCCCCUGGCUCUUCUGCUUACCUGUGGAGACCCCCCAGCCGCAGCUCCAGCAUGAGCAGUUUGGUGAGCGGCCACCUGCAGACUCAGGAGAUGGCCUCCAGCUUCGACGUGAGCAGCCCCUUAAACAAUGAGGCACUGGAGGGCUUCGACGAGAUGCGGCUGGAGCUGGACCAGCUGGAGGUGCGGGAGAAGUGGCUGCAGGAGCAGUUGCAGCAGCUGGACAGGGAGAACCAGGAGCUGAGGGCAGCUGUCAGCCUGCAGGGCGAGAAGCUGCAGGUGGAGAGGGAGCGGGGUCACGCCGCUGCCGAGGACAACGCCCGCCUCACUUGCAUGAUGGCCGAGCUCCAGAAGCAGUGGGAGGUCACCCAGGCCACCCAGGACACCGUGAAGGAGCUCCAGAAGUGCCUGCAGGCCCUGGAGCUGGGGACAGCAGAGAAGGAAGAGGACCACCACGCGGCCCUGCGGCGGCUGGAGUCCAUGCUCCAGCCCCUGGUGCAGAAGCUGGAGGCCACACGGGACUUGCUGGGCCGGAAGAACCAGCAGUUAGCUCACGUCCCAGGCCAGCCGGGCACGGCUGAGCAGCAGGCAGAUAUGGCCCCGGACCCAAAGGGGCAGCAAGAGCUUCUCCCCAGGGACUCGGCCCCGGAGGUCCAGGAGCUGCAGGAGAAGCUUCGAGCCCUGGAAAGAGAGAGCACCAAGACCCAGGAGCUCAACAGGCAGCAGAAUGCGCAGCUGGAGCAGCUGGCCAAGGAGCUGCAGCUGAAGGAGGAGGCCCAGGCCGACCUGGAGCGCCUGCGGAAGGAGACGGCCCCGCUCCGGGAAGAGCUGGCUGCGAAGGGGCAGGAGGCAACCCAGCUCCGGCGACAGCUUCGGGAGGCUCUAGCCCACCUGAGUUCCGUGGAGCAGGAGCUGGCGGAGGUGAGGCAGGAGGAGCGGCAGCGGCGAGAGGAGAAGGAGCUGCUGGAGCAGGAGGCCAGGGCCCUGGCGCGGCAGCUGCGGCUCCUGGAGCCCCAGCUGGCCCAGCUGAGCCAGCAUGUGGGUGACCUGGAGGAGCAGAAGAAGCAGCUCAUUCGGGACAAAGACCACCUGAGCCAGAAGGUGGGGCUGCUGGAGCGGCUUGCCAGGCAGCCGGGCCCAGAUCUGCCCACGGCAGGGGAGAAGCCCGAGGCCCGGGGCCCCCCAGAUUCCACCCUGCGACCGGUCUUCAAGAAGCCGGAGGAGGAGCAGAGAAGCCCCCAAGAGGGACAGACGGGAGAUGCCCAGAUGCGAGGGAGCGGUCAGGAGGAGAAGCUCCAGCAGGCCAACAGGGAGCUGGAGAAGGAGCUGCAGAAUGUGCUGGAGCUCAACCAUCUCCUCGAGGGCAAGCUGCAGGCCCUGCAGGCUGAUUACCAGGCCCUGCAACAGCGGGAGGCAGCCAUCCAGGGCUCCCUGGCCUCCCUGGAGUCUGAGCAGGCCAGCAUCCGGCACAUGGGUGACCAGAUGGAGGCGAGCCUCCUGGCUGUGAGGAAGGCCAAGGAGACCAUGCGGGCCCACGUGGCCGAGAAGGAGGCCGCCCUGCGGAACAAGGAGGCCGAGUGCCAGCAGCUGCGGGAGGAGGUGGGGCAGUGCCGGCAGCUGGCCGAGGCCCAGGAGAGGGAGCUCAGGGCUCUUGAGAGCCAGUGCCGCCAGCAGACCCAGCUGAUCGAGACCCUCACGGCUGCAGAGAAAGGCCAACAGGGGCUCGGUGCACCUGAAGACAGUGCACCCCAGGACCCAGCCCCCCAGCUGGCCCUGUGUCAGGCCCAAGUGGAGACCCAGCAGGGAGAGGCUGGGCACCUGCCUGCUGAGGUGCUGGACCUUCAGGCCAAGCUCCAGGCAGCCUUGGGUAACCAGGAGAAGGUACAGGGCCAGCCGAGCGUGGCCGAGGCUGCUCUGAGGGAGCACGGGGCCCUGGUGCAGCAGCUGAAGGAGCAGAACGAAGCUCUCAGGGGGGCCCACGGUCAGGAGCCGCUGCAGCGCUCGGAGCGGGAAGGGGCACCGUGGGAGGAGAGGACUGAGGAGGAGGAGCGGUCAAGGGCAGAAUGCAGCUCCCCGGAAUCCCAGCUGGAACAGGCCGAGCCACAGGAGCAGCUGCCCGUGGCUAGCCCAGCCACUGACGAGCCGGGCAUCCAUAUCUGCACGCAGCUUGCUGAGAAAAAGCGGGCCGAGGAGGCCCUGGCCUGCGCCGUCCAGGAGCUCCAUGACGCCAAACGGGAGGCCUCGAGGCAGCGAGAGGGCCUGGAACAGCAAGUGGCGGGACUGCAGCGAGAGAGGGACGGCUUGCAGGAGAGGCUGAAGGUGGCCGAGGAGGCAGCCCGCUCCCUGCCCAGCCUGCAGGCCCAGCUGGCCCAGGCCGAGCAGCGGGCCCAGAGCCUCCAGGAGACCGCACACGAGGAGCUCAAUGCCCUCAAGUUCCAGCUGAGCACCGAGAUCAUGGACCACCAGAGCCGACUGAAGACUGCCAGUGAAGAGUGCCAGAGCCUCAGGGACCAGCUUGAGGAGCGAGGCCGGCAGCUGCAGGCUGCCGAGGAGGCAGUGGAGAGGCUGAAGGCCGCUCAGGCAGAUCUGGGAGAGCAGCUGAGCAGCACCAGCAAGCGUCUUUCUGAGAGCCAGGCUGCCGUGCAGAAGAAGGAUGAGGAGGGGGCCGCCCUGCGCGAGAGCUUGGACAGGACCCAGAAGGAACUUGAAAAAGCCACGACAAAAAUCCAAGAGUAUUACAACAGACUCUGCCAGGAGGUGACAAACCGGGAGAAGAAUGACCAGAAGAUGCUUGCGGACCUGGACGACCUGAACAGAACCAAGCAGUACCUGGAGGAACGGCUGAUCGAGCUGCUCAGAGACAAGGAUGCUCUCUGGCAGAAGUCAGAUGCCCUGGAAUUCCAGCAGAAGCUCAGUGCUGAGGAGCGGUGGCUCGGGGACACGGAGGCGAGCCACUGUCACGACUGCAAGCGAGAGUUCAGCUGGAUGGUGCGACGGCACCACUGCAGGAUCUGCGGCCGCGUCUUCUGCUACUACUGCUGCAACAACUACGUCCUGACCAAGCCCAGUGGCAAGAAGGAGCGCUGCUGCCGAGCCUGCUUCCGGAAGUUCAGCGACAGCCCCGGCUCCCCUGACAGCGCCAGUUCCGGCACCAGCCAGGGGGAGCCCAGCCCUGCACUGUCGCCAGCCCAAGCUGGGCCCCAGGCCAUUGGAGGCCAAGACGCUGACUGCAGGCCGCCAGAUGAUGCCGUGUUUGACAUCAUCACAGAUGAGGAGCUGUGCCAGAUCCAGGAGUCCGGCUCCUCCUUGCCUGAAACACCCACCGAAAGCGACUCCCUUGACCCGAACUUGCCUGAACACACCCCAGUCCGUCUCCAAGGAAGACCACUCAGAUGCCCAGCGAUACUGAGCCAAACUCGUGGAGACUGUCCCUGCGCCUCAGAGCCCCUUUGCCGGGACACCCUGUCAACCUUGCUAACCCCCGAGGACACUGAAGACAUGCCGCCGGGGCAGGAUGCCGAAAUCUGCUUGCUGAAGUCCGGAGAACUGAUGAUAAAAUUACCCCUCACGGUGGAAGAGAUCGCCAACUUUGGGGAGAGCAACCGGGAGCUGUUCGUACGGUCCGGCACCUACAGCCUCAUCCCCAUCACCGUGGCCGAGGCAGGCCUCACCAUCAGCUGGGUCUUCUCCUCCGACCCCAAGAGUAUCUCCUUCAGCGUGGUCUUCCAGGAGGCGGAGGACACACCGCUGGAUCAGUGUAAGGUGCUCAUCCCCACGACCCGCUGCAGCUCCCACAAGGAGAGCAUCCAGGGCCAGCUCAAGGUCCGCACGCCGGGCACCUACAUGCUCAUCUUCGACAACACCUUUUCCAGGUUUGUCUCCAAGAAAGUGUUUUAUCACUUGACAGUUGACAGGCCUGUGAUCUACGAUGGAAGUGACUUCCCGUAGCCUCAAGCACCUGGAUUCUAGAUUCUAAUAGUUUCACUUUACCCACAGGAAACACUACUCUUGCUCACCUUUCACAUAAAGCACUGAAAAACAAACAAAACCCCCAAAAGCAGCCGCUCUGAAUGUGACCAGUGUGUGACUCUGGGAGACAGGCCCCCGGCCACCCCUCAAAGCACUGUGUCCUCAGGGCUCUGCACCGUCACUCUUAGCUUCUGUAGCUUUUAAGGGCUCAAGCAGCGUUUCCAGGGAUUAGGGACCCAACUGUCCUCACACCCAACGAGACACUCUGCCAAAGGUUUAAACACUCAGGAGACCCUCGACCCCUCCUGGAGCCACAGCUGGUCCCUGGCCUCCGUGGAGAGUUGCACAGGCCAGAGUCAGUGAUCCCAGCUUCUGCGCGUGAAGAGAAAGGGCCCCCUCUGCCCAGCGAGGGCCAGGCAUCCUGGGUGACCAUGAGCCGGGAUGUCCUGGCCAGACCCUCUGAGUCCUCAGGCUGCAAGGCCCUCUUCCCAAGAAAAGGAGGCCAUAGGGCCAUCGUGAGAGUCAGGGUGCCCCGGCAUGGGGGGGGUGGCUCCUGAAGCCCCAACCAGCCUCUUCCCAUCAGGCCUCUGUCCCUUCCUGCCCCAGUAAAUUUGGGGCUGCUCCAAUACGCAGCAAUUUCGGAGGGGCCUCUAGCUGCACAUUCUUCCUGGCCCUUCCAUCUGGGAAGUUCUGUCCUCGUGCAAAGCCCUUCACUCAGGCAGGCCCCUCAGUAGUUGAAAACAUCGGCCAAGAAAUCAGAAGUGAAGAUGCUUGGGGAAACCGAAGCCACCACACGGAGGACGUGUCCUGCAGGCACUGUCUGCACGGACGACGACAGUGUGACCGCAAAGCGGCACCGUGCGUGGCCCUUAGGACUCGCUACUCAGCGGCUGGGCUGUCUGUGUAUGUAAGUAAGAGCUUCCGCCUCGUCCUUAGACACGUUUACUAAUGCUCAUCAACAGGGUAAGAACCACGUCCAAAAAUCGGGCCUUCUCAACAAAAGUCUUUGGUGACUCAAGUGUAACAGGCAUAAUUCAUGAAUCUGCUUUGAGGUCACCUCGUGGUCCCCACUCCCCACCCGUCUGGUCCCCGGCACCCCGUGUGCCCACUUCCUGUGGCUCAGUCUACACCUGACAGCCAGGAGCCAUCUCCCCAUGGGGCCGAUGAAUCCAGUUUCCCUUCCCUGGCCAAGAAGGAGAUGGUCUUCCUGUUGUCUCUGGGCCUUUUCUCCUCCCACCGUAGGGAGCUCACCUUUGCUGGCCUCUCGGGGAGGCCAGAGCCUGAAGUCAGGGCUCAGACCUGCACAGGUGAGCAGACCAUCUGAUGAUGGGGCCCUUUGCCCAGGGAUGAGGGAGAGCACCGGGCAGCGUUUCUGGGGAUCUGAGCGCUGGGCCCAGCCCGUUCCCCAGCUGGCCUGGUGACCAGUCAAGUCACACCACGUGGAAGCUUCAUUCUGUCACCCACGAGCCUGGUCGGGCUAAUGUUGAGAGGUCAAGCACAGGUCAGAGCCACCCAGCCGGGUGCAGCACAGACCCCAUAGCCACCACCCAGCAGAGGGGACUCGGAGCUUUCACUCAAAUAGGGGACUUGGCCACUUGCAGUCAGUUUAGGCAGGGCGGGGGAGUGGGCGGUGAACAGAACCUUCCUGAGAGAUUAGCCCAGAGAGAAGCCGAGCCUCUUGCCCUCUUUCCUUGGAGCAGCCAGCCGCCUCUGGCAGGAAACCACCAGGGUCCCUAGCAUCUUCCAGUGGCCAGGGUCUUGACUGUGCUCAGCACCAAGGCAGAAAGCAGCCAGGCUCCCAGAGACUCUCCCUAGCCUCACGCUUGUCCUCACGGGUGUCCCACAGAGCCUGAGGAUUGUUCCAGAGCAAGUUACCCUGCCUUUGAGCCCACCGUCUCCUCUGGAAAGGGUAAUCAGGAUGAGUGGUUUACCACAAGAAAACUAGCAAAAGAGAACCCAAAGCAGUCUGGAGUCUUGUUUUGAGUGCUUUCCCAGGAUGCCGUGGAGACUGGCCAGUGGAUGGUGUUGCCACCAUCCUGUGCAGCUAACAGCCCCUAUGUUUCCUGCCAACGGCCUGGAACAUUCCAUCCAAGCCCCCUGGUGAACCUCUGUCACUCAACCUGGCAGGGGACCAACUACAGCUUAAAAACUACUCGGUUCUUGCAAAGCCAGCCCAGAGCCACUCCCCCCCCCCAGAGCAGGGGCCCCUUGUGGUGUGUACCCCCUGGAAUGUUGACUACGGUCUUUCAGAGGACUGCCCGCUCCCCCAGCGGUCACAUCUUGACUCUGCAACCUAUUUAUUUUUGUGCUGGACAGACUUUUUUUCCCUUGUUACUUUGCCGUGUGAGCCCGAGUUUGCUGUGCAUUAUGCAACUGGAGAACAUGGUGGCCUGUUUCAGCGUGGCUUGUAUGAAUAGCUUUAUUCUUAUUUUAAACAGGUUCCCGACUUUACUGAGGAUUUUUCGGGUCGGGGUACUUUAAAAAAUGCAGAUGACAUUGAAGAGUAGCUAUUAAAGGCGGUGGCCCCAGCCCGUAGCCUGAGUAACACUAGAAAUCAUCAGUGGGACCCCAGAUCACUAUUCAACACAAAACAAAACAAGAAAGCAAAAAUCCAGCAGCCCCCGGAUGGCCCGGCUCUCUGAAUAACAGCCGUUCCCUCUGUAGCGCUGAUCCCGCUGCAUUGUUCGCCUCUGCCUGGGCCCCAGCCACUAAUCUUAACCUUGCCCGAGAAUACGGCCCCUCAGGCACACUCACCCACAGCGAGGAAGGGCGUCGGGAUAAAGCAUGGCCACUGCAGCACGCCUGUGGCCGGAGCCUGCGGGACUCCAGGUCAACCAGACCAAGAAGGAAUCUAGAACUGAAAAACCCUACCGAGUUUGAAAAGUAGAAAAGGAAAAGCCACAUAACAUAACUGAAAAAUCAAGAGGAUGGCUUUUCUGAAAUUUUUCAGUUAUCCGCUCCCUGGGUGGGCUAGCCGUCCUAGACUCAAAUGAAAGGAAAUCCCAUUUGGGGGUGACGGCUCCGAGUCUGUGCCUUAUGGGAUACUGGUGAGAUGGCCGCUGAUUUUUCAGUUUUUUUAGGAGUUUCAUUUUUUAAAAUCCACCUUCGUAACUACAUGAGAGCCCCAUCCGUGGCUCCAAGGGGUUGAGAAUGAGAGCAGAGAGAGGCGUCCGUGAUUCAGAGAAGCAGGGGUCGCCCUGCACAGACCAGUGAGCCAGCCAGUCAUGUUUACCAAACACUUAGCUUCUUCAUGGAAACCUGGAGAAGUGUUUUCAUCGCAUUGUGAUUCUUCCAAGGAGAUGGGAAAGACGGAAUUAAUAACGCCUUUUUCCUCAUAAUCGCUUUUAAAAAAUAAUGCGGUCUGUGUUUAGAUUUCAGGAGACAGGGCCGAUGAACAGGCUUCCUUAGAGCCUCUUGACGAAUGUUAUCCAGAGACGCUCUUGCCUCUGGGGGCCGCAGAGCAGCGCCCGCGCGUCCGUUGGGCGGCUUCCAAAGCCGAAUUGCACUUUCAUUGAUGAAUCCUCAGUUCUCGAGGCCUUAUGGGAUAGUGGGUCUGGGAACCCAUUGCAUUCUUACCUGCCAAAGAAUUACCCAGAAGCACAUCAAAUGCCAGCACCCCACCUGCGUGACGGGGUGAGAAACCUUUGUGUCCCCAAACGUACUCCAUUAUAGCGCCUGCUGCACCAUUUGGAACAGUUUUAUUUUUAACCUCAGGAUUUAAAUAAAGCAAACACUAUGACAA